AUGUCCUUCCCUGACACAGAAGAUGCAUCCGCAAGUGCAGCGGCCGAGGCUGCGAUCAGUUCACCACAUUUGCUGAAUGCAUUGCGCAUGUUAGAAGAGUCCACUUGGGCUUUGGAUCCACAUCCUUCAGCUCCAACAGCAUCUUCCAUCCAGGCUUUGGGUUAUGACCUACCUUGGCAUCUUGUCGCUUUGUUCUGCCGAGUGCACUCCCUGCCACGAUCACUGACCUUACUCCACGAACUGGCGCGCAACAACGACUGGGUGAUGUUCCUGUACGAGAGUGACCUGCAGCAGUGCCCUGCAGAGACUGUGCUGGAUAUUGUAGGCGGCUACUUCACAGAAGUGCCGCUGCAGAACCACCUGCAGAUUCUGGCAAAUUCCAUUGCAGCACAGGAGCAAGGUCAGGGCAGAAGGGAAGAGAGAGGUCCUCGGAGCAGAGCAAAAGUGGAUGACCCAAGCGUCCCAGCUGAUGCCAUAGGCUUCUUGGAAAGGAGCCGGUUCUCGGGGACCUCAAUGGGUUUAGGGCUAUUGGGCCAUGCCCUGCUGCACAGAAAGGCCAGGCUUGCAGUGGUGGCUUCCGCUUUUGGCGAUGUCACCUUGCUACAGUGCAUGACUGUGUGGCUCACGGUGAAUGCGGAGCGACUUCAAGAAAACCAGGUGCCCGAGGCUGUGGGGCCGUUGCCAUCACCAGCAGCAAGUCCGGGUGAGGUGGCAGCGCAAAUUACAAACCUCUGUCGAAAGCGUCAUGCUUUCUCUCUGGUACUUCGUGCACUUCAGAUCUUCGAUCCGGACAACCCACUCAUUGACUUUGUCUGCUUCCAUCGCGCCUUUGUGCAGUGCCGAUUCAAGAGCUGCCGGGAGCAUCUGCGGCGCUUCGUUGGUCGCCGCCAGGAGUCUGGAACCUCGUGCGCUUUGGAUUUCUCGCCUCAUGUGGAGCGACUUAGCGAGGACAUGGUGUGGUACCUGCUGGAUGGCUUUGCAAGGUCCCGCAUGAUGCUUCUGUCGGUGCUGGACGAAGCUGGCUUCUCACCACGCUUCUCGCUUCUUUUCAGUGCAUACAGGCUGAUCCAGCAGACAGGGUUGGACGUGGAUUUCCGGGUGCCCAGUACGGAGCUUUUGCAGCUCCUGAUCUCAAAGAAAAUGUUCUCCGAAGCCAGGGACUGGGCUCGGCAGAGCGGAGUGGCUGGAGACACUGUUGUGUUCGAGGAAGUGACAGGUAUGAUCGUUGAGUUCAGACAGGGAGCGUGGUGGAAUGUUUUGGGGGAACGUGUUCAGCUUUGGCACAAAUGCUUUGGCGCCUUCAUGCGGCAAAGUCCUCCAAUGGGAUCGGCGAACUUCUUCCUCGACAUCUCCGCCAAGCUGGAGCCAGAUCUCUUCGCGCGGGAACAGCUGGUGCUUCUUUCAAUUGCCCGAGAGCUCUUGCUAAUCCAGCCUGCGCAGGCAGAGCUUGACAAAAGGCUAUUUCACAUGGUUUGGAGGUCAUCCUGUAUUUGCCGCACGAUACAAUGCUGCUGA
This is a messenger RNA of Symbiodinium pilosum, 1515 nucleotides long. Lineage: Eukaryota; Dinophyceae; Suessiales; Symbiodiniaceae. The record is from the annotation of a GenBank genome assembly.